Molecule: messenger RNA, 1463 nt
Organism: Mus caroli (Ryukyu mouse)
Lineage: Eukaryota; Metazoa; Chordata; Mammalia; Rodentia; Muridae
Gene: Gje1
Product: gap junction protein epsilon 1
Biological process (GO): cell-cell signaling
Cellular component (GO): connexin complex
Molecular function (GO): gap junction channel activity
Source: RefSeq, a predicted model, not a curated record
AGAAGCAAUCUGACAGCAUAGUUCAGCAACAGCCCACGGGGAUGCCAGGAUAACAUCUCCUGAAAGAUGUCUCUAAAUUACAUCAAGAACUUCUAUGAAGGAUGUGUUAAGCCUCCAACUGUGAUCGGCCAGUUCCACACUCUCUUCUUCGGCUCAGUGCGGAUGUUCUUCCUUGGAGUGCUGGGCUUUGCUGUCUACGGGAAUGAGGCUUUGCACUUCAGCUGUGACCCAGACAAACGAGAGAUAAACCUGUUCUGUUACAAUCAGUUCCGGCCAAUAACUCCCCAAGUGUUCUGGGCAUUACAGCUAGUGCUUGUCCUGCUUCCUGGAGCUAUUUUCCACCUGUAUGCUGCAUGCAAAAGUAUCAAUCAAGAAUGCAUUCUUCAGAAGCCCGCGUACACUGUGAUUUACAUCCUCUCAGUCUUGUUAAGAAUCAGCCUGGAGGUGUUAGCAUUUUGGCUUCAGAUUCACCUCUUUGGCUUCCAAGUGAAGCCGAUAUACUUGUGUGAUACUGAAUUGCUUGGUAAAAAACCAAAUAUUCUAAAAUGCAUGGUUCCAGAGCACUUUGAAAAGACUAUUUUCCUCAUUGCAAUGUACACAUUUACUGUGAUCACGAUGGUAUUGUGUAUUGCUGAGGUUUUUGAGAUCAUAUUUAGAAGAUCAUGUUUUCUCUUUAAACGAUGACUGGGUUGAUUGCCUAUUAUCAUGCCAUAGUUCCUAUCAAUCAUUUAUACUUAAUUUUCCCAUCAAGUAUUUCAAUUCCAAAUGUUCUUUAAACUUUAAUGUGUCUAUAAUUAAUGUAUACUAGAAAAUAGGAUACCAAGUUCUAAACUAGGUAUUUUUGAGCAAAUAUUUCCUCCUAUUGUAAUUGUAUAACUUAUUAUGAAAUAAUGUACAUGUAAGCCUAAUGAUAGCUCUUUUUUUUUUCCGAGACAGGGUUUCUCUGUAUAGCCCUGGCUGUCCUGGAACUCAUUCUGUAGACCAGGCUGGCUUCGAACUCAGAAAUCUGUCUGCCCCUGCCUCCUGAGUGCUGGGAUUAAAGGCGUGCACCACCACCACCCGGCGAUAGCUCAUUUUUUAAAAUACUAAAUGUACAGGCUUCUCUCAUGUACAAUACUUUAAGUGAUCACAUUAUUUUUGGCCAAAGAGACUUCUUAUGUAGGUCAAAGACUGGAAAAUUGAUAUUCAGAGAUGAUAUUUAUGUGCCAUGUCACACAACCAAACCAGAAUUUAGCUCUUUCCCUACACACUGAACCAUGUGCCUUUAACUCCAAAGACAUAAUUAUCUUUGCAUUUGUGUAAAAUGUACCUUUAAACACAAAAUAUAAAUUAAUUAAGUCAUAUAAUUUAAACACUAACUCAAAGAAGACAAGCAAUUGAAUUUUUAAAUAUUAAAACCCAUAUUGUUUUGCUGAAAUCAAUAUUAAAUGAUUAUGGAGAUAGAAUAAAUUAGAGUUGCUAUG